Lytechinus variegatus (green sea urchin) is the source of this 1143-nucleotide messenger RNA. RefSeq names its product 26S proteasome non-ATPase regulatory subunit 8-like (gene psmd8). The record is from RefSeq and is a predicted model, not a curated record. Gene Ontology annotation, biological process: proteasome-mediated ubiquitin-dependent protein catabolic process. The transcript has 7 exons. Bases 11 to 835 code for a protein of 274 amino acids. Lineage: Eukaryota; Metazoa; Echinodermata; Echinoidea; Temnopleuroida; Toxopneustidae. Gene Ontology annotation, cellular component: proteasome regulatory particle; proteasome regulatory particle, lid subcomplex; nucleus.
AUGAACGCAGAUGGCAGCAGACCACCCACAAAACGUGAAAAUGGCGUCUUUGAAGGCAACAGUGGCGAUGUACCAGGAAUUAAACAAGGAAUGGAAGAAGAAAACACCUGACUUAAAUAAAUGUGGAGAAAUAUUGGGCAAGUUGAAGCUUGCCCUCCUGAACCUGUCAUUUCUUCCCACAAGCAGCAGUCAAACAGGCCAGAAAGAAUUAUUGAUAGCAAGAGAGGUUCUAGAGAUUGGUGUUAAAUGGAGCGUCAGCAAGAGAGAUAUCCAAUCAUUUGAGAGAUACAUAGCACAACUCAAGCCAUAUUAUUUCGACUUCAGGGAAAGCAUGCCAGAUUCACCAUACAGAUAUGAAUUACUUGGACUAAAUCUCCUUAGAUUAUUAUCACAGAACAGACUUGCUGAGUUUCAUACAGAACUUGAGCUACUACCUGCCAAGGAUAUUCAGAGUAAUGUUUACAUCAAACAUCCUGUAUCUAUAGAACAAUAUCUCAUGGAAGGCAGCUAUAACAAGGUAUUCCUUGCCAAGGGCAAUGUGCCUGCAGACAGCUAUAGGGUAUUCAUGGACAUCCUCUUGGAGACGAUAAGGAAGGAGAUAGCAGCGUGCGUUGAGAAGGCCUACACCAAGAUUUCAUUCCAAGAAGGGGCUAGACUUCUCUUCCUUUCGUCGUUACCAGAGGUGAAAGCAUUCGCAAAAGAGAGGGGCUGGGAACUUGCAAGUGACAACUACUUUAAAUUCCAAGAGGAGAAGAAGACCGAUGACGCUAUCCCAUCUUAUGAAUUAGCACUGCAGGCCAUAGACUAUGCCAAGGAGUUAGAAAUGAUUGUAUAACAGGGACACCACUCUUGUACAGUGUAUUUAUAUUGUAGAAUGAUCUUAACAAAAACCAUUUUCUGUCCAACAGAAAUCACAAAUAUAAUGUUCUGUGCCUGCUCUCCCAAAAUACAACCUUAUUGGUUUCCAUUCACUUGGUCUACAGGCAGAUGGCUAAAUUCUCACAUCGUCUAAUGUUACCAUGACAAAACCCACUGGCCCGUAGUCUGAAGUGUGAUUUAACUUAAGCUCAGGUUUAAAGUUGUGGUUUAACUAUGGAUAGCCAAUUGUUACAUAAAUCACUAACAAUAGAGAUAUCAUAUUUC